AAGUGUAAGUACUGGCCAUUCAUGAUGACUUGACAUUUCGCAUUCCCUUGGUGAAUCUGGCAGCGGUAUGCAAAAUAGGCACUGGGCUACAGUAGAUUUAGAUAAGUAGCCUAAACUCAACUCCAUAUACACUACAUGACCAAAAGUAUGUGGACACCUGCUCGUCGAACAUCUCAUUCCAAAAUGAUGGUAAUUAAUAUGGAGUUUGUACACCCAUUUGCUGCUACUUCAGUCUCCGCCCUUCUGGGAAGGCUUUCCUCUAGAUGUUGGAACAUUGUUGUGGGGACUUGCUUCCAUUCAGCCACAAGAGCAUUAGUGAGGUUCGACACUGAUGUUGGGCAAUUAGGCUGGACUCGCACUCAGCGUUCCAUUUCAUCCCAAUGGUGUUUGAACCAUGAAAAACUGCCCCGGACCAUUAUUGCUCCUCCACCAAACUUUAUAGUUAGCACUAUGCAUUGGGGCAGGUAGCGUUCUCCUGGCAUCCGCCAAACCCAGAUUCGUCAGUAGGACUGCCAGAUGGUGAAGAGGGAGUCAUCACUCCAGAGAACACGUUUCCACUGCUCAAAAGUCCAUUGGAGGCAAGCUUUACACCACUCCAGUCGACGCUUGGGUUUGCAGAUGGUUAUCUGCGUUAUUGUCCCUGGGUGCUGCAAUCUAUAGUUUUUGCAAAAAAAUAGCAUUUUAAUAGAUGCCUGUAAAAUUGCGCCGCGAAAUCCAAUGGAGUUUGAAGUUUGCCACUUCGAGCAUGCACUGCCAGUCUUAUGGAUAAUUUUAUAAAGAUAAAUUAUUUAACGCUAACUGUGUACUUGUGCUUGUCCUGAUUGUUAUUGAGUUGUAAGUGGGUGUUGCAAUCCAUAGUUUUUAUAUUAAAAAAAAAUGGCAUUCUAUGCAUCCCCUGACAAAACUAAGCUGUUCCUUCUCAAUGGCUCCCUUGGUGGAGGUCGCGUAAAAUGCUUUUUUUUUAACUAAUGGUUGCAGCACCCAAAUAAAUAACGCAGUUACACAGGCCAAAUAGUUACAAGGUACACAUUAAAGAAUGGGCAUUACUGCAAGUAUCGACUGAUACUGACUCAAUGUAGUCGGAGGUACCCUCUGCCGACCCUCAUCGCAACUCGGCUCCAUUGAAAAGUAUGGAGUUGAGUUAUAUAAAUGAUUAUACUGACCAAGAAAGAAACAAAAAAUGCUGAAUAAUAAUGAUGAUGCACUUCUCUUCAUUCUAGAUCAAUGUCAAGGUGACAUUCCUAUUUAAUAGCCUAUGUAAGCAAAAAAUGGACACAUCCGUAGAUUUUUUUUGCCACACUGUCACUGGGUGGGCAAGUCAAAGUAAGAUUAAGCGUCGAUGCGUCGUACGUAUUUUAGGAGGCGGAAGGCUUGCAUUACCUGUAUGGACUUCGACAAUCCUGUGUGGGUGGUAGGCUACUGAACGACACCUCACACUCAAACAACUAUCUCAAACUUAAACUUGGGUCCAUGUUGUCAUCGACUAAAAGCCGAAAACAAUAAGUAUUUCCCCGCCUCAAUAGCCUAUUAACUUGCUGGCAGCGAUGGGUCGGAGUUCUGAUACUUUUUGUUAGGAGGGAAACUCGCGGACUACCCCCCGGUGGAUCUCGCACGAGCUCAGUGAUCAGGAUGAUACCAGUAACUGAGUUCCGGAACUUUGCCUCAUCACAGAACCCCGAGUUCCGGGUUCUAAAGCCAUGGUGGGAUGUGUUCUCGGAAUACUUAUGUAUCGCCAUGCUCAUGAUUGGAGUGUUCGGAUGCACCUUACAGCUCACCCAGGAGAAGAUCUCCUGCCUUCCCAGCCAUUUCUCCAGCUCAACUCCAGAGGCCAUCGAUUGCAGCCACAUCCGCGGCCACGGCGAGAACGAGACAUGGGAGCACCAUACCUUAGUCAAGCCCGUCAGCCCCAUCAUCCGGGAGGUGUAUGGACGCAAGAACAACCUUGACAUCCACCAGUACAUCUUCGUCAACCAUUACUGCUACGAACGAGCCGUGCACUGGUACGGCAAGUACUUCCCCUACCUGGUGGUAAUCCACACAUUGAUCUUCAUGGUGGCCAGCAGCUUCUGGUUCAAGUUCCCUGGGACGUCGUCCAAGAUCGAGAUCUUUGUCACCAUCCUGGGGAAGUGUUUCGACUCGCCAUGGACCACCCGGGCGCUGAGUGAGGUGUCUGAGGAGCGUGGCGAGGAAAAGAUGGUGAUAUGGAGGAAGAACACCAUGUCGAAGUCGAUGGCAUCGGCGUUCGCUGCCUCGCCGGACAGUGAGCCAGGGGUGGAGGAGGAGAUGGUGGGACUUCUCCGGCAGUCGUCCAUCAAGUCAAAUCCAGAGAAGAAGAACCCGGAACUACAGCCAGCGGAUUCACUCUUGGACAAGAAGGAAGGGGAGCAGGCUAAAGCUCUGUUCGAGAAGGUGAAGAAGUUCAGAACGCAUGUGGAGGAGGCAGAUCUGCUCUACCUGAUGUACGUUCUCCAGACCUCCCUCAAGGUCUUCAAGUUUGUCCUCAUCACCUGUUACAGCGCUGCAUUGGUCCCCAACAUUGAGAUUGUAGUUCGUUGCUCAGUUCCUCCGGAGCUGACCGGCUUCGAAAUCUACUGCUGCAACCACACGAAAGCCCACCUCUUCUCCAAGCUGUGCUACUGUUACAUCUGCUUUGUGGGAGUCUACGGACUUCUGUGCAUCUACACCCUCUAUUGGCUCUUCCAUCGACCUCUUAAAGAGUACUCCUUUGAGCAUGUUAGACUGGAGACGGGUAUCAACGACAUCCCAGAUGUCAAGAACGACUUUGCGUUCCUCCUCCACCUCAGCGACCAGUACGAUGCGCUCUACUCCAAACGCUUCGCCGUCUUUCUCUCCGAGGUCAGCGAGAGCCGUCUUCGCCAGGUCAACCUCAACCACGAGUGGCCCGGCAAGAAGCUGCGGGGACGCCUCUCCCGGAACGCCGACAACCGUCAGGAACUCCAUCUCUUCAUGCUCCCGGGUCUUCCCGACACCGUCUUCGAUGUUCCUGAAGUGGAAUCUCUCAAACUGGAGCUGCUAAACAACGUGACUAUUUCCUCCAGUGUAAUCCAGCUAGGUUCUCUCCAGGAGCUGUCCCUCAUCCACUGCCCAGCCAAGCUCCACCUGGCUGCCCUGACCCACCUCAGAGAGAACCUCAAGGUCCUCCGGCUAGCCUUUGAAGGACUGGAGCAGGUACCAAUGUGGAUGUACACACUUCAGAGUCUCGAAGAGCUUCACCUGAGUGGCCCUUUGACCCACGAACUCUCCCGCAGUGCAACGUUAGACUCCCUGAGAGAACUCAAAGCUCUAAGAGUCCUGACGCUUCGCAGCCGCCUAACCAAGAUCCCUCCGAGUGUUGGGGAUGUGGCAGUCAACCUCCAGCGUCUCUGCAUCUAUAAUGAGGGCCUCAAACUACAAGCCUUUAGCAGCCUCAAGAAGUUGACCAACCUGGCCUCUCUGGAGCUGACAGGAUGCGAGCUGGAGCGCAUCCCCAGUGCGGUCUUCAGCCUGUCAAGCCUGCAGGAACUGGACCUGAAGGAAAACAAGCUGACGACAGUAGAGGAGAUCUUGAGUCUACAACAUUGCCGGCGCCUGGUAACACUUCGUCUCUGGCACAACGGCAUCACCUACAUCCCUGAGCACAUUGCUAAGCUAAAGUCCUUAGAGACGCUGAACGUCAGUUGGAACAAGCUCCGGAAACUUCCGUCACGUCUCUUCUACUGCACCAAGCUCCGGCACUUGAACCUGUCCCACAACCAGCUCACGUCGCUACCAGCUGAGGUAGGGAUACUCCAGAGUCUCCAGUUCUUCUCAGCAGCCUUUAACUCCCUGGAACAGCUGCCGGAGGAGCUGUUCUCCUGCAAGAGGCUCAAGACCCUGGCGUUGGGAAACAACUGCCUGCUCUCGCUUAGCCCCAGGGUGGCUAACUUGGCCCAGCUAGUGCGCCUGGAGCUCAAGGGGAACAGACUAGACUCUCUACCUCCUGAGAUAGGGGACUGUCCCCUGUUGAAGACCAGUAAUCUUGUGGUAGAGGACAACCUGCUGGAUCUACUGCCGUCUGAUGUACGGAGCAGGAUGAAAGACAGUUGAGAGACACUUACUUUGCUUACUUUAAAGGGCUUUUUACUCCUGCUGGUGCAUAGGCUGCUGACAACAAUUGAGAGAUAGGAUAAAGGUUCAGGUUUGGUGACACUUGAUUGGUCAGAGCUGUCAGCUCCGUGGGAAAGGAUUGGACCUCUGAGUGGGUUUGCAAUUGUGAGGACAUGAGGGAUUCACUUUGUUAAAGGCAAAUAAGAGCCCGAAAGUACGAGAGGACAAGUAAGGUGGGAACUAUGGACAUACCGUAGCAUAUAAGGUUCAAGAAAGGACUUUUUGGAGGGACAUACAGUAUAGCAAUAGAAUAAUUAGCAAAUAUAAUAUAUUUUGGUCAAAUCAUCUUCAAAUCAUGUUCACCUACUUAUUGCCAUGACUAUACUUUUUAAAAUGUUUUUUUUAAUACAAAGAUGUCUAUCAAAUUGUCCUUGAUGAAAUGUCAUCCUUAAAGCGUAUGUCAUAUGAUGAUUCUCUUUUUUUAUUUAACUUGCUGGUGGCUUGGACAUCGUUGCUCAUGAAGGCUGUCUUGCAGGCUUGUUAAGGGCACUAUGCAAUCUGUAUCACUGAAGUGUAUUGCACACUAGAAAUACUGGUAAGGUUAUUCCCGAUUGAGCUGACCAAUGCAAAGUUUACCGUGAAUGCAGCCUCCACUAACUCUGAAUUUCCAUGCUAUUGAUUGAUUAGAGCCUUAAGUUUACAGAGAAAAACUGGCAAAGUGAGUUACUGUUUUAUGCCAUAGAAAGGAUGGAGGGUGAUAUGAACGCACAUGAUACAAGGUAGUUGGAGGAGAACAUCUAAGUAUCAGUUUCUCUCUUCUCAAAGAUUAUACCUCUCUUGUUCAAUUUAUUUACCUGCUAGAUUAGUUGUGUCCGACUAGAGGAAUCAUAUAUUUCUGAGAUCUCUAAAGAGAGAACUUCAGUUGCAUCCAGCCAGAGGGUAAAAGGGAUGGGGAUCCUGUAUCCUGUUCAACUGGUUGUUUCAUGCAGCACAAAGGGUUCUUGUAUCACUGUCAUGGAGAUGUGACAAACGCAGAGUGAAAUCUUUUCAA
Molecule: messenger RNA, 5137 nt
Organism: Salvelinus fontinalis (brook trout)
Lineage: Eukaryota; Metazoa; Chordata; Actinopteri; Salmoniformes; Salmonidae
Product: volume-regulated anion channel subunit LRRC8C-like
Exons: 4
Coding region: 1630-4086 (818 amino acids)
Molecular function (GO): protein binding
Source: RefSeq, a predicted model, not a curated record